Molecule: messenger RNA, 1256 nt
Organism: Setaria italica (foxtail millet)
Lineage: Eukaryota; Viridiplantae; Streptophyta; Magnoliopsida; Poales; Poaceae
Product: tobamovirus multiplication protein 1
Exons: 10
Coding region: 52-936 (294 amino acids)
Cellular component (GO): plant-type vacuole membrane
Source: RefSeq, a predicted model, not a curated record
CCUCCCUCACCUUCACCCCCCCCCCCCCCCUCCCCCUUCCCGGAGAGCGAGAUGAGGGAGCUGGCCUCCUCCUUCGCGGCCGCCGCCAGUGCUUCCUCCUCUGCCUCCGCGCCGCUGCUCGGGGGCUGGUGGAACGACGUCAACGAGUCACCCGAGUGGCAGCACGCGGCCUUCUUCUCCCUCUCCGCAGCAUACGCCCUCGUCUCCGCCGUCGCACUGAUUCAGCUCAUCAGGAUCCAGCGCCGGGUGCCCGAGCUCGGAUGGACCACGCAGAAGAUCUUCCACCUCAUGAACUUCCUUGUCAAUGGGGUUCGUGCUCUCGUCUUCGGCUUCCAUGUCCAUGUCUUCCUCCUCCGCACAAAAGUAUAUAAGCUGGUGCUACUAGAUCUCCCCGGUUUGCUCUUCUUCUCCACAUACACUCUACUCGUGCUCUUCUGGGCAGAAAUUUACCAUCAGGCCAGGAGUCUCCCAACAGACAAGCUAAGGCCUGCAUACAUUGCCGUUAACAGCAUCAUAUAUGUCGUUCAGGUUUGCAUAUGGAUAUACCUCGGAAUAAAUGAUAAUGCCGCGGUUGAGCUGGCCAGCAAACUCUUCAUUGUAGCUGUCUCCUUUGUCGCGCUUCUUGGCUUUUCAGUAUAUGGUGGAAGGUUAUUUUUCUUGCUGAGACGUUUCCCUAUUGAAUCAAAGGGGCGGCAAAAGAAGCUUUAUGAGGUUGGGACUGUGACAGCAAUUUGCGUAACCUGCUUCCUGAUAAGAUGUGUCGUGGUGGCAUUAUCUGCAUUUGAUCGGGAUGUAUCUCUGGAGGUUUUGGACCAUCCAAUCCUAGACUUGUUCUACUAUACGCUGACGGAGAUAUUGCCUUCCGCGCUAGUCCUGUUCGUCCUACGGAAGCUUCCUCCCAAGCGGGUAUCGGCACAAUACCACCCCAUUAACUAGAGAGAUUUUAUGAUGUUUGUAUGGUACUAUAUAAGAAGUGUGGAUGAGCUGCAUCCAGUUGAGUUGAAUGCUUUUGCUUGCCUUGUUGUGUUUAUGGAAGCCUGGAAGCAUUCAUCCAUUGGUGGUGACGCAUCAUCAUCAUCAUCAUCAACAUAUUAUAUGAUGAGAAGAGUCUUGGUGUUGAGUGGUACUCUGAUGAAAUGAAACUGGCGACUCCUUUUGUGGUUGCAUCUCCAAGGUGUUGUGUUUGGUUGGUUUUGCUAUUGCUACCCGGAGCAUGACAUGACAUUAUCUGAAUUGCAUAUGCAUUAUAUUGUUGA